CAUGAUCGCCUCGACUUACUAACAUAUUAGAAAGGCCUUCUAGGAAGUAUAAUAUGUCAGAUGAGUUUCACUCGCACACACUGUGGUGCAGUUUAAAUCUCUUGGGACGUACACCGCUUCAGGUUUGACUCCUAUCUCACAUUUCUAUUUUGCCUUCGUUCAUCAUGUCAACGAGGACUUACCCCGCGUUCUGCUCCCUCAAUCAGCCUGAACUGGAAUUGCUGUCAAUGUCGGUGCCUCUGGAUCAGGCCAUAAAUAUAUAUCCUUCUCUUGACGAAGUACCUUGGCACGACAACCUGACGGCCACUUUCCUUUUUGAACAAUUUCUUACUGCGGCAGCGCCGUAUCAUAGUAUCGCAUCUUUACCGGCUGGAGAUUUAUCGUCCGUAAUUCAGCAGACCAUCUCUCCUGGGGAAUCGUCCACUCGGACUCGCGAGUUGACUGGGCCAGUGCGAUUAAAACGUACUCGGACUCGCGUCGUCCAUGCCUGCGAUUACUGCCGCCACCAGAAAAAGAAGUGUUCCGGGGAGAAGCCAAUGUGUUUGAGCUGCCUAAAGUUGGGAAGGGUAUGCGCCUGGACACCCAUAAAAACCACGAAAUACCGCCCCUCUCGGAAGCGCAACGCAGCCAAGUUAUAUCAAAUACCAUCUCGUACGUGCGAGCUAGACCCCAUGACGGAUCCUAGGCAGCUUACGGCUAUGCAAGAUGCAGCUACUUUAGUAUCUUCUGUGCGGAACACUCAAGCAGCAAACAUACCUCCAGUAGAGUUUCCGGUGCAGAUAGUCACCAGUCAGACCCGAACUGUUGACUUCGACUUGGGUUUGUCUCACAGUCGGGUGUGGAGCCCACCCCCUCCCCCUUGUCCUCCAUAUUUUUACAACACUCCGUCUUGCGCACAUCCUCUCCGCACGCGCCAACGACUGCGCGAUGAAUACCUUUGCCACCAGGCUGUUGCGACCGGCUAAUGAGACCUCGCAAGAAAGUAUUCCUGUCGCAUCCGGUCCCUUUAACCCACCAUCAUGUUCUUUUUCCCUGACUUUGGAUUGUGAUAUGGACGCUAUUGUUAUCAACUACACGGACGCUUUAGCGAUGGACUAUGAUAUAGACGCUGUUACUAUUAACUACACGGACGCUUCAGCGAAGGACUACGCUAUGAACGUUUCAGCUGUAGACUACGGCGCGCAUGAACAGCGGACUAUCUAGCUUGCAUCUGACAUCUACCGAUAAUUUGAC
Messenger RNA from Suillus paluster, 1233 nucleotides. RefSeq lists its product as uncharacterized. The transcript has 4 exons. Bases 165 to 965 code for a protein of 266 amino acids. Gene Ontology annotation, molecular function: RNA polymerase II cis-regulatory region sequence-specific DNA binding; DNA-binding transcription factor activity, RNA polymerase II-specific; zinc ion binding. Gene Ontology annotation, cellular component: nucleus. NCBI's taxonomy places the organism in Eukaryota, Fungi, Basidiomycota, Agaricomycetes, Boletales, Suillaceae. The record is from RefSeq and is a predicted model, not a curated record. Gene Ontology annotation, biological process: positive regulation of transcription from RNA polymerase II promoter by galactose.